UAUCAGCAUUCCCUGAUAACAUCGUAAAACCAUUUCCACGCCAAUAAAUAUCCGAAGGUUCCCCUUUUUGUCCCUCGUUCCUGCCAGUAAUAGACUGAUUCGCUAUCCGAUUCCGCCUUCGUCGAAAAGCCCAUUCGUUUCUCAGUCCCCUCGAUCUCGAUCUAAUGGCGAAAGAACCAGUCCGCGUCCUCGUUACCGGAGCCGCAGGACAAAUUGGAUAUGCGCUUGUCCCUAUGAUUGCUCGGGGAGUGAUGUUGGGUGCAGACCAGCCUGUAAUCCUGCACAUGCUUGAUAUCCCGCCUGCUGCAGAGGCAUUGAAUGGGGUGAAAAUGGAGUUGGUGGAUGCUGCAUUCCCACUUCUUAAAGGUGUUGUUGCUACAACUGAUGUUGUUGAGGCAUGCACUGGGGUUAACAUUGCAAUCAUGGUUGGUGGGUUCCCGAGGAAAGAAGGCAUGGAAAGGAAAGAUGUGAUGUCGAAAAAUGUGUCAAUUUACAAGUCUCAGGCUUCUGCCCUUGAAAAACAUGCAGCUGCAAACUGCAAGGUCUUGGUUGUUGCUAACCCAGCAAAUACCAAUGCACUGAUCUUGAAGGAAUUUGCACCGUCUAUCCCUCAGAAAAACAUUACUUGUUUGACAAGACUCGAUCAUAACAGAGCUUUGGGCCAGGUUUCUGAGAGACUGAAUGUUCAGGUUUCAGAUGUUAAAAAUGUUAUUAUCUGGGGAAAUCAUUCAUCAACCCAGUAUCCUGAUGUCAGCCACGCAACAGUGAAAACGCCAUCUGGAGAGAAGCCUGUCCCUGCUCUUAUUGCUGAUGAUGCAUGGUUGAAGGGAGAAUUCAUAACUACUGUUCAACAACGCGGUGCUGCAAUAAUCAAAGCUAGAAAGCUGUCAAGUGCAUUGUCAGCUGCCAGCUCUGCUUGUGACCACAUACGUGAUUGGGUCCUUGGAACCCCAGAGGGCACUUGGGUAUCCAUGGGGGUGUACUCUGAUGGUUCAUACAAUGUACCUGCUGGACUCAUUUACUCAUUCCCCGUCACUUGCUGCAAUGGAGAGUGGACGAUAGUUCAAGGACUUUCAAUCGAUGACUUCUCGAGGAAAAAGCUGGACUUGACAGCAGAGGAGCUCACUGAGGAGAAGGCCUUGGCUUACUCAUGCCUCUCUUGAAUGCUCUCGUUCCUUACAUAACGUGGUAGCACGUUUGGUUUUUUCCUGUUUGUCUCUAGAAGUAGCUUGCAGUUUUGAAUAAUGCCAUUGUUAAAGAUUUAGAGAAACUGUUAAUGAUGGAGAGGCUGCUUCUUUAGAUUUUAUAUUUGUCGCAGCUUUAAUUUCUACUCGGACUGUUGAAUUUAUAACGGUUAUCCUUAUAUUGCUAUCAAAUGCGCAUUUGAACA
Carya illinoinensis is the source of this 1390-nucleotide messenger RNA. Its product is annotated as malate dehydrogenase. Gene Ontology annotation, molecular function: L-malate dehydrogenase (NAD+) activity. The transcript has 7 exons. The record is from RefSeq and is a predicted model, not a curated record. NCBI's taxonomy places the organism in Eukaryota, Viridiplantae, Streptophyta, Magnoliopsida, Fagales, Juglandaceae. Bases 165 to 1163 code for a protein of 332 amino acids. Gene Ontology annotation, biological process: oxaloacetate metabolic process; malate metabolic process; tricarboxylic acid cycle.